Messenger RNA from Gymnogyps californianus (California condor), 1253 nucleotides. It is a transcript of the gene MARCKS, whose product is annotated as myristoylated alanine rich protein kinase C substrate. Gene Ontology annotation, cellular component: actin filament bundle; cytoplasm; plasma membrane. Bases 181 to 1059 code for a protein of 292 amino acids. Gene Ontology annotation, molecular function: actin filament binding; calmodulin binding. Gene Ontology annotation, biological process: central nervous system development; actin filament organization. The record is from RefSeq and is a predicted model, not a curated record. The transcript has 3 exons. Lineage: Eukaryota; Metazoa; Chordata; Aves; Accipitriformes; Cathartidae.
GGGCUGCCGUCACCGCUCGGGAAGCCCAUUCAUCUGUGCACUUGGGCGUUGGACUCCGCAUCUUAUUAGCAACCAGGGAGAUUUCUCCAUUUUCUCCUUGUCUACAUAUUUAUACCAACCCAACGCUCUUUGUUUCCCCUCCUUUUGGAUCUGUUGAGUUUCUUUGUUGAAUAAGACAGCAUGGGUGCCCAGUUCUCCAAGACCGCCGCAAAGGGCGAAGCCUCCGCCGAGAAACCUGGGGAAGCAGUGGCUGCGUCUCCAUCCAAGGCGAAUGGACAGGAGAACGGCCACGUGAAGGUGAACGGCGACGCCUCCCCCGCGGCGGCGGAGGCGGGCAAGGAGGAGGUGCAGGCCAACGGCAGCGCGCCCGCCGAGGAGACGGGCAAGGAGGAGGCGGCCUCGUCGGAGCCCGCCUCCGAGAAGGAGGCGGCCGAGGCGGAGAGCACCGAGCCGGCCUCCCCGGCGGAGGGCGAGUCCUCCCCCAAGACUGAGGAGGGCGCGACCCCCUCGUCCAGCAGCGAGACCCCGAAAAAAAAAAAGAAGCGCUUUUCCUUCAAGAAGUCCUUUAAGCUCAGCGGCUUCUCCUUCAAGAAGAACAAGAAGGAGGCCGGCGAGGGGGCCGAGAGCGAGGGCGGCGCCGCCGCCGCGGCGGAGGGCGGGAAGGAGGAGGCGGCGGCCCCCGAGGCGGCGGGCAGCGAGGAGGGCAAGGCCGCCGCCGAGGAGGCCUGCGCGGCCGCCGCCGGCAGCGCCGAGGCGGCGAAGGAGGAGGUGGGGGACUCGCAGGAGGCCAAAUCGGACGAAGCCGCCCCCGAGAAGGCGGCGGGAGAAGAGGCCGCGGCGGCGGCGGCGGAGGAGCAGCAGCAGCCGCCGCCGCAGCAGCAGCAGGCGGCGGAGGGGAAGGCGAAGGCGGCGGAGGAGGCGGCGGGCGCCGGCGCCGCCACGAGCGAGGCGGGCAGCGGCGAUCAGGAGGCGGCCCCCGCGGAGGAGCCGGCGCCGGCGCGGCAGGAGCCCCCCUCCGAGAGCAGUCCGGAGGGACCCGCCGCCGAGUCGGCGGAGUAAGCGCCGCCGCCGCCCCUCGCCGACGGACUUUUCUUCCCCCCUGUUUGUUUGUUGGAGUGGUGCCAGGUACUGGUCUCGGAGAACUUGUCUACAACCAGGGAUUGAUUUAAAAGAUGUCUCGUUUCUUUUUUUCUCUCCCCCCGCAGCUCCCAUCUCAAAUCGUUGUGUGUUGCCGCCAUUCCAACGGGCGGAGG